AUGGCAUCCUCUCUGCGCGAACAGCGUCGCAAACACGUCGUCCUCGAUUCCCCCACCUCGUCGUCGCAGGCCACCCAUCUGAUGAGCCAGUCAAGUUUCAGCCUGGAUCAUGGGGUACCUGAAUUUGGCCAUCGGCGGUCGUUUAGCGCUGCCAGUGUGGGUUUUCAUAUGGAUGAUGGAGACGGCAGCGGCUCGAAGGGCUUUUCGGAGCUGCCCCGCAAGGACAAGCGGAAUUUCCUCUUAUUAGUCCUCCUAUAUUUCCUCCAGGGCGUACCCAUGGGAUUAGCGAGCGGAAGCGUGCCAUUUCUAUUGAAGUCGCACGUGGGAUACUCGGAGAUGGGCGUGUUCUCCUUGGCGAGCUACCCAUACUCCUUGAAGCUGUUAUGGAGCCCAAUUGUAGAUGCGAUUUGGAGUAGGAAGUUAGGAAGACGGAAGAGCUGGAUCUUGCCGAUACAGACGAUCAGCGGGCUGGGGAUGCUCUGGCUCGGGGCAAGAGCAGAGGCGAUGAUGGACGCGGCCGGAAUGGAUGGCGGAGCGGGGAUCUGGGGCUUUACUUCGUGGUGGUUCAUGCUGGUCUUCAUGUGUGCCACGCAAGACAUUGCUGUCGACGGUUGGGCCCUGACGUUGCUAUCAACGGAGAACCUGUCGUAUGCCUCCACAGCCCAAACGGUCGGCCUUACAGCAGGCUCGUUCCUGUCGUCCACCGUGUUCCUCGCGUUCAGUUCCAAGGACUUUGCGAACAAAUGGUUCCGCACCAUCCCUGGAGAUACAGGUCUCAUUACUCUCGGAGGCGCACUCACCGUGUCCGGCUGGCUCUACCUUCUCGUGACCGUCGGCCUGGCUGCCAUGAAGCGCGAAGAGUACACCAAGAACUCGGACGGGGUCUGGGACGUGUACAAAAUCAUGGGCGGGAUCUUGAAGCUCAAGAACAUCCAGACCCUCCUCAUCGUGCACCUGAUCGCGAAGAUCGGCUUCCAAGCCAACGACGCGGUCACCAGCCUGAAGCUGCUCGACAAGGGGCUGAAGCAGGAAGAAUUGGCCUUGACCGUGUUGAUCGACUUCCCCUUCGAAAUCUUCCUCGGGUACUACGUCGGGAAAUGGUCGCAAACAAUCCCGCCCAUGAAACUCUGGUGCUGGGGUUUCGUGGGCCGGCUCAUCGCCGCCGGCAUCGCGCAGACCGUCGUCAUGUUCUUCCCCAGCGCUGGCGUCAACACCCCAUACUUCCUCGGCGUGAUCUUCCAACAUGUCCUCUCCACCUUCAUGAACACGGUCAUGUUCGUCGCCGUCUCCGCAUUCCACGCCCGGAUCGCGGACCCCGUCAUCGGCGGCACCUACAUGACCCUUCUCGCCACCGUCACCAACCUCGGCGGCACCUUCCCCCGCUUCUUCAUCCUCAAAUUCGUCGACAUGUUCACCGUCGCGUCCUGCAUCCCGCCCACCACCCCGCUCCCUCCCGACGCUCUCAAAGGGGACCCCAUCACCGCCGCGUUUUCCUGCGUCGCCGAGCCGGAGAAGCAGCGGUGCGCGGCCGGCGGUGGCACCUGUAACAUCAGCACGGACGGAUACUAUAUCGUGAAUGUUUUGUGUAUCAUCAUCGGCGUCGUGACUUUUUGGGGGUUUAUCAAGCCAGCCGUGCUGAAGCUGCAGGCCUUGCCGAUGAAGGCGUGGAGAUUGAGCGAUGGGAGCUAG
This is a messenger RNA of Eremomyces bilateralis CBS 781.70, 1689 nucleotides long. RefSeq lists its product as uncharacterized. Gene Ontology annotation, molecular function: acetyl-CoA transmembrane transporter activity. The record is from RefSeq and is a predicted model, not a curated record. The transcript is spliced from 3 exons. Gene Ontology annotation, cellular component: membrane. Bases 1 to 1689 code for a protein of 562 amino acids. Lineage: Eukaryota; Fungi; Ascomycota; Dothideomycetes; Eremomycetales; Eremomycetaceae.